Messenger RNA from Dermacentor andersoni, 2957 nucleotides. Lineage: Eukaryota; Metazoa; Arthropoda; Arachnida; Ixodida; Ixodidae. The record is from RefSeq and is a predicted model, not a curated record.
GAAAACCUGGCUAGCAUAUUUCACUUAGCCAAACGAAUGCUAUGACGCAGCUGGAUUACUCGAUAUGCGCGACGUUUUGGUCGUGCUUUGGCGUGUUUUCGCGGACAAUCGAAUUUAUUUAUACUUUGGUGCGGGUUAUUUAGCGGUAAUGCAAUGACGAAGCCAAAGACGUGCUUUAAGAAAACGUCUCUUUCACGGAAACUGGCAUAAGUCGACCUCCAAAGACGCCAAUUCUCCGCAACACAAUCCAGGAGUGGUCGCCGCAGCCACCACGUGAGCGUCUGCACCGAAGCUUUCGCACUCGCCGGAACGCUCAAAGCAGAACGCCGGUGUUUCAGCAGCUCUCAAAGCCUGAGCUUCUGCAGAAAUGUCACCAUGGAAAAACUCGGAACGCGAAUGAGGCGUUCAACAAGGUUGUAUGGGAGCACGCUCCGAAGAAUGUCUUUCUUGGCCUCAAGAGGCUGAAAAUAGCGACAAUGGAUGCUGUGCUAACUUUUAAUGACCGCAGCACUGCUCGAGCCGACAUUUUGAGGUCAUUCGGAGUUUCUCCAGGACGGUUCACAGUCCAGUGGUUGCGCGAAGUUGACCGGCGGCGACUGUACAUUGCGGAGAGGGCUGGCUACACGACUGGUAACUAAGGAGGUCCGGAAAACAAGGCAGCUAGCACAGAAAAGUGUUGACGAUGGAGGGGACUACCAGGCUGGUGGCUAUUGAAAAAAUGCGCUAGAAUUUGUUUCCAUAGUUCUAUAUUGCAAUAAGCUCUUUCUUCCACUUCAAAGCCAAUUAUCUCAAAACACCAAAUUUUGCUGCAUUUGACCCUUUUUUUCAGAAACUACAAGCGCUAGGGCGAUAACAUUUUCCAGGUAUUGAGCAAACAUUACAGAAAGUCUAUUGAACCAGGAUUAUAAAUAUUCUUGAAUGGGAUUUUUGUUUACAGGCUGUUUACUGCAGAUUUUGGCUCUAAAAUUUGGUGGGUCCAGUAAAAAAACGAAAAAAAAUCUAAUCUUUAAAAAGAAGUAACCCUGGUUCAGUUACACUACCUAACAUUGCUGAUUACAAUGCCACGAAGAAUAAUUUUCUAACCCCAGCAGAUAACGAGAAAAAGGGUAACGAACAUAGCCUAAAAUGCAUGGCUAGAAUAGGACCUACCCUGUCCCCUUAAGUGCCGCUACGGUGGAGCAAUUGCCGGCAACAACUGCAAGGCUAAUCCCACCAGUAGCCUACAACCACUCAACUCAACUCAACUCACCCGACCGACACCUUUAAAAGGGAUGUCGGCUUCAUUCACCAGCAGUGGACACGGCAGCACCACCAUAACUAUUUCACCUGAAGUUCCGCUUCUGUUGCUGGUGUUCUACGGAUGCAUUUGCCUCAGAUCGCUCACGGAUGCUUCUUUUCCCCCUUAUGGACAACGUCUGAUUACUUUAAUAAGAUAUUAAGAAAUUUAUCAUGUAUCAUAUAUUUGAAUAAUCCAUCUAAUUCCUGACCAGUCCCCGUAGUGGGUAGGAGCCACGUGCUGGAACAACAGACGUCGAAGUUACCGUUCUCACGCGCAGUCCUCGACACGCGCGGCGCCGAACGCGCCCACAACGCCGUAAAAUCAGCCAGGUGUGGAUCACUGUGACCAGCUGCUGCUGCUGCUGCCGUGCCGCAGGAACACUCCAAGGCCGGCACGCGGCAGCAUGGCGACGAGCACCUCGGUCGUCUAGGCCAGUCUUCCGGGGCCUAGACGUGUUGUCGACAACUGCCUCCUCCCGGGAAAGCAGCCCGAGAACCUUGGCCCCGUGCCGCCCGCCCGCGGCAAAACCACCAGCGCACGACCCGGAACAACAUGGCGCAUGCCGCGGACAACCUGACGGAGGUGUUUGUAGUGACGUCCCGGCUACAAGGCUCAGUGGUGGGCUCUGCGGCCACCCUGAUGGGGUGGCUUACGAGCCCCAUACCACAUCAGACUGAAGCUUACCGUCAUUGGGGCCUAGCGUUCCGACAUGGGCCGGAGACACCAGGACAAUUACUACAGGUGGUUGAUGCCGGCCCGCAUCCGGCCUCUGGCCGGAUUGUGGCGAGCACUACUUACCAAACAAUGGAAGAAUUGAGAGCCACCUGCACGAGCAUGUCCGCCACGCGCCCUACAACCGCCAUCACGGUCCGCCUGGUUGGCCCUAAGCAGCGCGGCGCCAACCUCCCCGUGUGCCCUAGGCUCGCACGUCACCCCGGCCGCCUGCAGCAACAGCAGUCCUGGGCCCGCAACAUCAUGGCCCACGCCGGUGCUGGACUCACGGAGGUCUACUUGGUGACGUCGGACCUACAGGCCACGAAAACGGCAUUAGGGGCGUCGGUCCUCAGGCGGGCUACCUCGAUGGUAGCUAACCAACGACGAAGUUUCACACACUGGGCCGUCGCAUUUAGAUACCCUCCCCCAGGGCCGCUCUAUGAAGUGCACGAAGCCGGCCCGCACCCGGUGACGGGACGCGUGAUCGCGAUGAGGAGCUUUCAGACGUUCGAAGAGAUAAACAACGAGUCAUCAGAAGUGAGAAGUCUGGGCAGCUACCCACUUACCAAGGAAGCCGUAAACAAGGCAGUUGAACACCUGGCUGAUUUGGGACAAUACCAGAUCCUAUCAAUGAACUGCCAAGAAUUUAUAAGAAAGCUCCUCCUUCGGCUGAACUUGCCUCUGCCGAAGGAAUUUGUCACCGCAGAGAACGCAGUAUUGGAGGCCGCCGUCCGAGGCACCAUCAUGAGCGCCGCCGCAUCGGCCCUAUGUCCGCCACGCGCCCGACAACCGCCAUCACCGUCCGCCUGGUUGGCCCGAAGCAGCGCGGCGCCCACCUCCCCGUGUGCCCUAGGCCCGCACGUCACCCCGGCCGCCUGCAGCACCAGCAGUCCUGGUCCCGCAACAUCAUGACCCAGGCCGGUAAGCCCGAAUAUACAAGUGCUUUAUUGCAAUUGCAAGUAAA